This is a messenger RNA of Papilio xuthus (Asian swallowtail), 2537 nucleotides long. Its product is annotated as transmembrane protein 35. Gene Ontology annotation, cellular component: endoplasmic reticulum. Gene Ontology annotation, biological process: positive regulation of protein localization to cell surface; chaperone-mediated protein complex assembly. Lineage: Eukaryota; Metazoa; Arthropoda; Insecta; Lepidoptera; Papilionidae. The record is from RefSeq and is a predicted model, not a curated record. The transcript is spliced from 4 exons. The coding region runs from base 475 to 945 and encodes 156 amino acids.
AUAAUGCGCUAAUGCACACCAUGCUACCAGUUUGUAGCCAUCUUGUUAAUGUAAUUUAGAGAGCGACAACCAAAUUCUGAACUGGAUAGGUGUUAUAAUGGUGGAGUAAUUGCACCAUUAAUUUUUUUUUAAACUUGCUUCGAAUACGUUUGAUAGUAGUGGCCAAAUUUCAAGACGUCAAACCAACGAAAACUGAGUGACGUGUCUGAUAUUAAAAAUAUAGAGUAUGGAUUUUUUCGCGCCGGCGCGAAUCGCGUUACCCGUUUCCCCACGGCUUUCUGGUAAUUUCAUCGAAACUUAAUUAUUAUUUCGAUAAAUAUGACUGAGUGCAUAUAAAUAUAAUAAAACGAAACACUAGAAUAGCAUUCCUAAAGCUUGAUGUGUUUUCACAUGUGUGGUACUACUGUGAAAAUAUUUUUAUACAAAUGCAGGUGUGAAAUUGUGUUAGUAUAUAUUUAAAAAGAUUAAUUUAAAAUGGGCUCGAUAGUAUUAAAAAGUUUGUCAAUUCUGUUAGGAGUUUUUUUUAUUUUCGUUGGUACGACAAAGCUGACCCCCGUCAUUUCAAAAGAAUUACAUAAAGAUUUGAGAAAAGAAUAUGUGAGAUACGCUAAAGUUUUUCCAUUAAGUGAGAUGUUAGACUUCAAGCUACCUUCAAAAUGGUACAGAAGAACGGUCGGCGGACUUGAAAUACUCUUCGGCUUGUGUUUAGCCCUCAUACCUAGUCAUAAAAUAAAAAAUGCUGCAAACAUUGGACUGGUGCUGCUGAUGAUGCUGGCCGCAUAUUCACACGUGAUGGUGGGGGAUCCCUUCGACCGCUGCGCACCAGCACUCGUCUUCUUCUUCAUGCUUAGUGGUCGGCUUGUCGUUUGGUAUCAGACCAGUCGACGCGAAGCUCUAGAGAAAGCCGCAACUGCACAAAACGGCAACGGUCUGAAGCGCGACUGAGAUCCUUGCGAAAAUAUAUGCAUGAUAUUAGACUUACAUCAAGUGAAAUUUUUAUUGUUUUAGCAUUGCGAUCUAGUCAUUGGAGCACAGAAUAUUUAUCGUUAGUUUUGUUGUUUUUGUUAUAAAUAUACUUACUGUGAUUUUACUAGUCAUCUCACAAUAGUUUGUGAUUUUAUUUGCACCGCUUCUUAGUAUUCCGCAGUUAUGUGCAAACGGACACAUAAAUAUAAAUUGUGUUAACGGUUGUCAUAUACCUUGGCGGUUCUGAACAUCGUACGAGUCGCUGCGCACAACGCAACAUAGUGGGACGUAGAGGGGCACUGCGCAAGGCGUAGACGCGGAUGACCUUGAGCCGCCAAGAUAUUUGAAAAGACAUAUACCAUCAACAUUUCUGUACGUAUUUUACACCCAUUCGUACAUAUUGUAGUUUUAAAGUGAUAUUUAGGCGGUAAGCGGUACCUAUUCGUAUGUUUGUCUGUAUGUGGUGUGUAUGCGUGAUCGUGUGGCAUAUAUUAGAAAAUGUAGAUGAUCAACAUUUGCACAUUAAAUUACAAUAAAUGUAACUCGAUUCACAAUAAAAAUGCUCAAUUAACAAAACAUGUAAUAUGUAAUUAAGUAAUCUUAAUCGUGUGUACUGAUAGUAAUAUCCUUAUAAAACUUAAUACUUCUUGGUAGCUACUAUUAAAUAUCGAAAUAAACAAUACAUGUGGGGCGUCGCCAGCCGAUGAUCUAAGCCAGUGCCGGCGGUAGAUUAGGGCGCGGUAGAGCGAUUGGCCAGGUCGCUGGGCAGAAAGGGUCCCCUCAGGUCUAAUAAUUACAAUGUCAUAGUCCUGUUAACCCCUUCAAAGGCAUGGUAAAAAAAGGGAGCGACUAAGAAACAACGCCGUAGCCCAGGAUGCUACUAGAGCUAACGAAAUAGAUUUUUACAUGUGUUAUAUUGUUCAAUAUAUAUAUAUAUAUCUACUUUACAUUUUUAGAUUCUGUAGGGAGUGACUUUGUCCCCGUUUGCCGCCCCUCUGCGACGCCCAUUGAAUACAGUUUAUCUUUAAGACUUUCCAAUAGAAUAAUUAAAUGUGCUUUAAUACUUAUUAUAUUUGCAUCUUUUUCGUUAACCUUCCUUCCACUAUUGAAAGUUUUAAUUAUAAGCAUUAAAUAAAAUUGUAGCGAUUUGAAAUUGAAUAAUGUAGACAUAAGAUAGGCGUAUUUGCGUUUAGGACUUCCCCUUUGUUGUUAUUUACUUUACAGUUUUUUUUAUCUAGAUACAAUGCUGUGUAUUUUUUAAGAAUUAAUCCAGACCAUAAAUUUUUACUUACGCUUAAUUUUUACUUUUCGCACAAUUUACUUUGUAUUAACGUAUAAUACUGCCAACAUGGACUUUUCUCAGGAAUUGAAAUAGUUAAUGAUAUUUGCUGUAACUUUUUUUCAUGAAAUAAGGUUCUUAUACAAGAAUCUCGUUAUUAAACGUUUUAUAGUUGAAGCCAUAGUGAAUCUGCUCAUUGUUGCUCUAUGUAAUAUCACAAAAUUGAUUUUGGAAUUUUUCAUGAGAUGUGUGUAUUGAACAUUUGAAUAAAUGGAGUGAAUUGAUGAUUUUU